Messenger RNA from Lytechinus variegatus (green sea urchin), 1841 nucleotides. RefSeq names its product bifunctional peptidase and arginyl-hydroxylase JMJD5-like. Gene Ontology annotation, cellular component: nucleus. The record is from RefSeq and is a predicted model, not a curated record. The coding region runs from base 21 to 1055 and encodes 344 amino acids. Lineage: Eukaryota; Metazoa; Echinodermata; Echinoidea; Temnopleuroida; Toxopneustidae. The transcript is spliced from 7 exons. Gene Ontology annotation, molecular function: histone H3K36 demethylase activity.
AGGAACGCAACGGCUGAAUCAUGAAUGCAGAAACUUUUGAUAUUCCACGAAUAUCAGCUCCAUCUGACCAGGACUUUAGAACAAACUACCUGCGAAAAGGUGUUCCAGUUGUUAUAACAGAUGUAGCAGACAAAUGGCCUGCAUCACAAUGGACUCUAGAUGAGCUUUCAAGAAAGGCGGGACAUAAUAAGGCAUUUAUUAGGCAACAAACUGACAAGGAAUCAUAUAAGGUUGGUAAAUCAUACAGCAUAAGGGAAAGUCCCUUGAGGGACUAUAUCGAUGACAUCAGAGCUGAAAACAGCAGAGCAAGGAGUUCUUACCUGGCGGUGCAGAAUAUUCGCAGCACAUUUCCUGAGUUAGAGGCUGAUAUCGACAUACCCGGAUACGUUGAAAAGUUACAUGGUGGUCCAUAUCUCUGGAUUGCCAUGAAAGGACAUUAUGAAUUUUGUCACUUUGAUCCAGAUGAUGGUCUUCUUGUCAUCUUGAAUGGUUCUAAGAGGGUCAAGCUAUAUGGGUGUGACAUUCAACCUUUGUACCCUAACCCGCUGGGGUCAAGAGGUCGUACUAUUCAGGCACAGGUCAACUGCGAUACACCGGACCUAAAAGCUUUUCCCAAGUUUAAAGGGGUGCAGUGUCACCAGUGUACUCUGAAUGCUGGAGAAAUGUUAUUUAUUCCUGCUUUCUGGUGGCAUCAAGUGACUUCUCUAGAAAUGACUAUCUCUAUCAAUUUCUUCUAUGGUGAUGCUGGAGAUAAUAUCUACCUAACAAAGAUUAUGGAGCCCAUGAGAUGGCAGGCCUUCUCCCACUGGUUCCUCAACAUCGUGGAGCAGAACAGACCGUUUGAGUCCUUCCAGCGAGUCUUGGAGAACCUCCCUGAUAGCCUUAGGAGCUUCUUUCUCAAGACAUGGCAUGAGAAACCAUCACAGGACCAGCAAGAUAGACUAGUGAAACUGGUCCUGGAACACCUUAAUUUGGACUCUAUCCCUGUAGGUUCAGUAAGGACUAGUAAGCACCCGCCGGUGAUGAAAAUCAGGGGUCUACUCUGGCGGAAAUGAAAGAUUAUUGACGAAUUAAGAGAGGCAAUAUUAGUACUGUCUGGUCCUAGAACUCUCUCUAUGGACUCUACCCCCUGAAGGCUCACCUAGGACUAGUAAACACCUGCCAGUGAUGAAAGUCAGGGGUCCACUUUGGCGGAAAUCAGGGCCCGCCUUACGAGUUACGAUUGAUCCAAUUAAUCGUAAUUCUAUGGAAAUCCACCAUGUCAUAAUUUUUUCUACAGGAAAUUUUCACAAUGUCUUUUGUAACCAAAGAGAAACACAGUGAAUUUUCAAGGAAACGAUGAAUACAUCAUAGCUAGAAAAUAUUUUGAACAAACAUGCAAAAUAGAUGUUGACGUUGUUGGCCGCCCAUAGUUGCGAUUGAUCAGAUCAAUUGCAACUCUUUGUAAGACAGGGCCUUGAUGAAUUCAGAUGAGAUGCAAUAUAUGUACAGAUGUCAUCUGCUGGUGGUUAUUAACUAGUCUGUCAACUUGGACACUGAGUACCAUGAUUGCCAAGUACACAGCCCCAACCUUGAAGAUUGCAGAAUUGUCAUUGGCUGAUGGUGAAGCACUCUUGAGCUGUGGCAAAUUGUUAUCUUGAUACUCAAUGCAUUAGCCAAUGAAAGAGACAUAAUUUGUAUUUUCAAGAACUCACAGUUUUGAAGAAUAUUGUCAAAAAAACUGCAGAACAACUCAUCUUUAGCAGAAAUGUCAGUUCUGGUAGCGGUCAGUCUCAAGUGGAGUGUGAACAAAAUCCAAAAAUUCAAAAUCUGUAAAAUGGUCAUUUAAGCGUUUGUAUGCA